UCCAACAUGGCGGCUCCCUUGGAUGACAUGUUUUCUCGAUGCGUUGAUCCCGGUAAAACUAUUAACUGCGUUGAAGUCCGGUUUAUCGACAAUGUCAAGGGUAAAGGACUGUUUGCCAAAAGACCUUUCAAAAAAGGCGAGACCAUCUUUACUGAGCGUCCCCUUGUGUCUGCCCAGUUCUUGUGGAAUGCCUUGUACAAGUAUAAAGCGUGUGAGUAUUGUCUGCGGGCUCUGGAGACGGCAGAGGAAAAUGCACGCAGACUCGGUGCUCUGCCUGCCCUCAGUCUGCCCCAUCCUGAGUUGUGUAAGGUCCGGCCCGAGGUGCACCAGGCCUGCCCACAGUGCCAGGUGAUGUACUGUAGCAGUGAGUGCAGGCAGGCUGCGUGGGAUCAAUAUCACCAGGUCCUGUGUCUGGGACCUUCACAUAAUGAUCCUGAUCAUCCAGUCAACAAGCUGCAGGAUGCAUGGAGGAGUGCACACUACCCUCCAGAAACCUCCAGCAUCAUGCUAAUGGCUAAAAUGGUUGCUGUUGUCAAGCAGUCUCAAGACAAGGGGUGCUGGCAGAGGCUGUUUUCUCACUUUUGCAGCCGUGCAGCCAACGAGCAGGAGGAAAUAGCACACAAACUAUUAGGAGAGAAGUUUCAGGGCCAACUGGCUUUGCUGCGGAACCUUUUUACCACAGCACUCUACGACGAUCACCUCAGUCAGUGGUUCACUCCAGAUGGCUUUCGCUCUCUCUUCGCGCUCGUCGGGACCAACGGGCAGGGCAUCGGGACCAGUUCCCUCAGCCAGUGGGUUCAUGCGUGUGAUGCGCUGGAGCUGCCUCACCAGCAGAGGGAGCAGCUGGAUGCUUUUAUUGACCAGUUAUACAAGGACAUUGAUAAAGAAACGGGCGAUUUCCUCAACUGUGAAGGAUCCGGUCUCUUCCUUCUUCAGAGCUCAUGCAACCACAGCUGCAUACCGAACGCGGAGGCGUCCUUCCCCGACAACAACUUCCUGCUUCACCUGACCGCCCUGAGUGACAUCAGCCCUGGCGAGGAAAUCUGCAUCAGCUACUUGGACUGUUGCCAACGAGACAGGAGCCGUCAUAGCCGGCACAGGAUCCUGAGAGAAAACUACUUGUUCGUGUGCUCGUGUCAAAAGUGCAUGGCACAGAUGGACGACGCGGAUGUGACCUCUGAGGAUGAGGACGAGGCGGAGGGAGAGACGGAAGGGGACGAUAUCGAGGAUGAGAUGACGGACGUGUGAUGAAGAUCGGGUUUUGGGUUUCACCAUUUCCCCCCCCUGCAUUUCAAACCAGUCUUUUUGUGGACGUUUACACUUUCAUAUCAUCAUAAAGAAAAGCAUUUGAGUCACCAUAUCCAAACUGCAGCUCUGUCCAUUGGGGUAGGAGAAGUAGUUCUGGGCUAUGCAAAGGAUUUUGUCUCACUUGUACAUCUUUAAUUCCCGUCACAUCACAUUAGUGGGGUUAAGAAUGCUUCCAUUUCUAAUGUUCCAUCACACCUUGCCAUAAAAAAACACAGAUUCUAACAUAUUUCAUCUAUGCACUGAGACUUUUGAUACAUUAUGAUGCCCUAACCCAGCAUGAAGUCUUUUAAAGACAAAAUAAUCAACAUUUCAUCAGCUUUUAUUAGACUGUAGACACAACAACCAGCCAUGCGAUGUCUUCACCGAUAUUUGAGUUUACUUGGCUCAGAAUGUAGUGUCUACUUUUGCUCGGAGCAAGUAGGGCACACGUAACCUCUUUAAACUCUCAGAAUGUGUCAGCUGCUUCAGACUUAUAUUCCUAAAUCUCAUAACUACAGUGCCCUCCAGUAUUAUUGGCACCCUUCUUUAAAUUGAGCUGAAAUGAUUGUAUAAAAAUAACCUUCUAUACAGUAAUUCAAAGUUUCUAUUCAAACAUUUGUUCUGGCAGUAAGGAAACUUUUACAUAAAUUUAAACCAGUUACUUUUUUUUUGUUAUUGUUUUUUUUUUUUUUUU
Messenger RNA from Clarias gariepinus (North African catfish), 1981 nucleotides. RefSeq names its product SMYD family member 5 (gene smyd5). The record is from RefSeq and is a predicted model, not a curated record. NCBI's taxonomy places the organism in Eukaryota, Metazoa, Chordata, Actinopteri, Siluriformes, Clariidae. Gene Ontology annotation, molecular function: protein binding; histone H4K20 methyltransferase activity. Bases 7 to 1248 code for a protein of 413 amino acids. The transcript is spliced from 13 exons.